Messenger RNA from Brassica napus (rape), 531 nucleotides. Its product is annotated as NADH dehydrogenase [ubiquinone] 1 alpha subcomplex subunit 8-B. Lineage: Eukaryota; Viridiplantae; Streptophyta; Magnoliopsida; Brassicales; Brassicaceae. The transcript has 3 exons. Bases 123 to 443 code for a protein of 106 amino acids. The record is from RefSeq and is a predicted model, not a curated record. Gene Ontology annotation, biological process: mitochondrial electron transport, NADH to ubiquinone.
CAGUGUGGCCCAUCUUCUCCAGCAGCUCUCACCUGGUGGCUGUUCUCUCUCUCUCUCUCUCUGUUCAGCGGAGAAGAAGAUCCAAAUCGAUCCGUUGAAAAGGGAUAUCGAGUUUGUGAGCUAUGUCGAGUGCUGUGGACGCGACGGGGAACCCGAUCCCUACUUCUGCGGUAUUGACUGCGUCGGCGAAGCACAUAGGUCUAAGAUGUAUGCCGGAGAACGUUGCGUUUCUCAAAUGCAAGAAGAACGAUCCAAACCCUGAGAAAUGUCUCGACAAGGGUCGUGACGUCACUCGCUGUGUCCUUGGCUUGCUGAAGGAUCUUCACCAGAAAUGCCAAAAGGAGAUGGAUGACUACGUUGGGUGUAUGUAUUACUACACAAACGAGUUUGAUCUCUGUAGGAAAGAGCAAGAAGCCUUCGAGAAAGUGUGCCCCCUCAAAUGAGAAUCACAAGUUACUGUCAUCUUUUAAUUUGUAUUCUUCUAAUAAAGUGAAACGUUCAUUUUUUUUUUGAAUGAGCUUUACCCUCUCA